UGCACUCAACACCACUUCAUUUUGUUUUAUCAUUCCAGGAACUCUUUUGGAAAGUGAUUUAAACUCUAAACUCUGCAUAUAUAUAUACAAAGUGUAACAUCAACUAUGGGAUCUGGUGAUUGGUUGAAGAAUAUAGUGAGCGUAAAUAGAGCAAGGAAACAAAAGUCAAACAAAAUGAAGGAUUAUUCACACAAGGAAACGAUUGGAUUUAUUUUACAAACCUGUUACCCAGAGGACCGGGCGAGUAAGAUUAAUAAAAAGGCUAUUGUUAGCUGGCUUAGUAAAGAUAGAGCAGCUAUACGGAUUCAAACUGCGUUCAGGGCAUUUAAGGCACGAAAACUUUUAUGUGUUAUGAAACGAACAGAAAGGUUGCAGAUACUUAUGCAAGGCGAUUUUGGCAAAAAGCAAACCUCAAAUACAUUAAGAAAUCUUCAAUCAUGGAACAAGAUACAAGCCCAUAUUAGAACUCGGAGGGUAGCUAUGGUGGAAGAGAGUGGGAUCAAGCAGAAGAAGCUUGACAAUCAAUUGAAACUUGACGCUAAGGCCCGUGGGCUAGAGUUGGAGUGGAGUGGUAGCUCUCAUACAAUGGAUGAGGCUCUUGCACGGCAAAAACAAAGAGAAGAAGCAACCAUUAAGCGUGAGCGAGCAAUGGCAUACGCCUUCAAUCAUCAGUGGCGUGCGCAUUCCAGUUCAAAUUUAGGUCUAAAUGAUUCCAAUCUAGCUACAUCUAACUGGGGUUGGAGUUGGACGGAAAGAUGGAUUGCUGUUCGACCUUGGGAAAGGCGAGCUCCAUCAGUUUCAACUCCAAAGAAAGUCAACAGUUCACCAAAGAAGAAAUCACCAUCAACAAAAAAGUCAAACUCGCUUAAGACUUCACCUAAUGGUAAGAAAACAUUGAACAACCGAAGGUUGUCAUAUGGGUCAAGUGCGAAAGUCGGUGAUUCAAAAACAAAGCUCUAAAAGUUUAUGACAAAGUAACUUGAAGCUGUUAAGAUAUGGUGCAAAAGGUUAUGAAUGAUGGUUCAAGUUUUACAUUCUUUUGGGUUGUGGGGUGUGAUUUUACAUGAGUGGUCUUGCCAUGAAAAUCUUGUAAUGUGUUAUUCAUUUAUUGUAAUAUAUUUAUGUUGCUAUUUUGCUACUAAUAAUAAAUUUAAGAAUGAUGUUGGGCUAAACCCAUGUA
Molecule: messenger RNA, 1180 nt
Organism: Erigeron canadensis
Lineage: Eukaryota; Viridiplantae; Streptophyta; Magnoliopsida; Asterales; Asteraceae
Product: protein IQ-DOMAIN 10-like
Exons: 6
Coding region: 106-960 (284 amino acids)
Molecular function (GO): protein binding
Source: RefSeq, a predicted model, not a curated record